UAUCCUAUGAUGGCAAAAGAAAAUUGUGCAAUAGAUGUCCUCUUACAAGCACUGCAAGAUCUUACUCCUGAGGAUUUUCUAAAGUUUAAGAAUAAAUUAUCACGUAUUAGUUACAAAGGAAGAUGGAAUAUCCCCAAGAAAUCACUGGAAAAAGCCAGCCAUGUUUACACACUUGUCAACUGCAUGAGUGAGCACUAUGGAGAAGACAUUGCAAUGGAGAUAGCAACUGGUGUGUUUGAAGAGAUGAACCGGAGAGACCUCGCUGAUAAAAUUCAAGAUGAAAAAGUCAAAGAGUAUAAACAGAAAUACAGAGCACAUGUCAUAAGAGAGUUCCUUCACUAUAAAGAAGUGAAUGCUCGUCUCGGUGAGAACCUGACUGUAAGUAGCCGCUACACCAGCCUGACGAUUGUUACAAAGCCUCAGACCAAAAGUGAAGGAGAACAGGAAACCCUGGGUGUAAGCCAGAGACAUGCAGACACCAGCAAUGAACAAGCUAACGCUGCUGUUACCGUGGCACAGCUGUUUCAACCUGAUGAAGAAGUACAAACGUCCCAGACCGUUGUGCUGGUGGGAGCUGCAGGAAUGGGAAAGACAAUGACAAUGAGGAAGAUCAUGGUAGAGUGGGCAGAAGGAGUCCUUUAUACGCAGUUUGACUAUAUCUUCUACAUAAACUGUAAAGAAAUUAGCCCUACUAAAGAAGUGAGUGUGGCAGGCUUGAUUUCAAAAUGCUGUCCACACAGAAGUACACCAAUCGGAAAGAUUCUGGAUAAUCAAAAAAAGGUCCUGUUCCUUAUUGACGGCUUGGACUACCUGAGAUUUUCUUUGCUUCAGCCAGAAGGUGACCUGAGCUCUGACCCCAGGGAAGAGAAGCCACUGGAAACCACUCUGGUCAGUUUACUUAAGAAAUUUGUUCUCUCUGAAUCCUCCUUGCUGAUCACUACGAGGCCAACGGCCCUUCAGAAUCUGGGGCAGUGCUUAGAGGGCGAGUGUUAUGCAGAAAUACUGGGCUUCUCAGCAGCUGCGAGGGAGGAAUAUUUCCACAGGUUUUUUGACACCGAUGAUAAAGCAGAUACAGCCUUCAGGUUUGUCAAAGGCAACAAAACACUCUUCGCCAUGUGCCUUGUCCCCAUCAUGAGCUGGACUGUCUGCACCAUCCUUAAACAAGAACUUUACAAGAAGAAAAAUCUUACAGCGAGCUCUAAAACAACCACAAGCAUGUAUGUGUUUUACCUUUCCAGAUUACUGAAGUGCAGAGCAAGUGAUAGCAAACAGGACCUGCAGCAGUUCCUACGCAAACUUUGCUGCUUGGCUGCUGACGGAAUGUGGAUGCACAAGGUGCUGUUUGAGGAAAAGGAAAUCAAGGACCGUGGCUUAGAUCAGCCAGACCUUCUCUCCCUCUUCCUCAAUGAGAACAUUUUAAAGAAAGGCAUAGACCAUGGGAAUGUCUACAGCUUCAUUCAUCUGCACCUCCAGGAGUUCUUUGCAGCAAUGUUUUAUGUCCUGGAGAAUGAGGAGACACUAGGUGACUCAGGGGCUCAUGUUAAGGACGUAAAAAUGUUACUGGAAAACUAUAGCAAAUCUAGAAAGGAUUUGAUGGUAACAAUGAGUUUCUUGUUUGGUCUGGUAAAUGGAAAAUCCAUAAAAUACAUGGACCAAAGAAUUGGGUGUAGACUUUCACCAAAAUUUAAGGAAGCUAUGCUGAGAUCGAUUGAGGCAAGGCCUAGAGGAAUUUCGCCUCCAGGUGAAGGGACAACGAAGAUUAAGGAGCUGGCUAUUUUUCACUGUUUGUUUGAGAUUUACGAAGAAGACUUUGUGAAGCGUGCCUUGAAUUAUUUCACUGGGCUAGAGUUGCAUGACAUCAAGCUGACUCGAUAUGAUCAAAUGGCUCUUUCAUUCUGUAUCGAGCAAUGGAAUAGACUGGACUCAGUGACCUUCAAAGGGUGCUCCUUUGAACAGCAAGAUUACAAGGAAGAGCUGGUCGCAAGCUCCGCACCAGGGUUAUAUUGGAAACGACGGCCGGCGGAGGAGCAGCAGUCCCCUAUCUCCCUGCUCUGCCAGGCGCUGAAGAACACAAGCAGCAAAGUAAAAGCGCUCAGGCUGCACUGGUGUGGCCUCACGGAGGGCUGCUGCGAGGACCUCGCUGGGCUGCUGGCCACGCACCCCAGCCUGGCCCAGCUGGAGUUGGGUGACAACAAGCUGGGCAACAGCAGUGUGCGGUUGCUGUGCAAGGGACUGCAGCAGCCCACCUGCCGGCUGCGGGCCCUGCGGCUGUGGUACUUCCAUCUUACCAGUGCCUGCUGUGAGGAUCUUGCUGCUGUGCUUAGAACCAGCCAGCACCUGACAGAGCUGGAUUUGUCCUUUAAUGAUGAACUGAAAGAUGCUGGUGUGCAGCUGCUAUGUGAAGGGCUCCAGCAUCCCACCUGCCAGCUGCAGACGCUGCGGUUGGGGAGCUGUCGUCUCACCGCUGCGUGCUGUGGGGACCUGGCUGCUCUGCUCCUAGUCAACCAGAGCCUGACUUGCCUGGAUCUGAGUGAUAAUGAGCUGGGAGGUGUGGGGGUGCAGCAGCUUUGCCAGCUCCUGAAACAUCCUGCCUGCCAACUGCAGACACUGGGAUUGAACACAUCUGGAUUAAAUGAAGAAACACAGCAAGAGCUAGCUGCACUCAAAGGAAUAAAGCCUAACUUGAAGAUAGGGUAUUUUUUUGAGCACGACACCCUGCAGCCAAGGCCUAUGGCCCCAUUGCCUUCUCACCAGGGAGUCCUGUUGGGUAGAGGUGGAGGGAGAGUCAGGAAGACUUUUCCCUCUUUUAUGGGAGGUCCUUUUUACAACAGGAACAAUUUCUAACAUGAAUGGUAGGGAUUUGAUCAGUGCUCCUGAAGAGGAUGGGAGAUGUCCCUGGGAUUUGAUUCUCGUCAUGCAUGACUGGGAUCUGGAAGGUGGUCCUGUGCAGAUCUGCUGGGGGGUUGGGGCAGAGUGACUCUGCAUAGGGGAUGAGGCUGUGGGUGAAGAUGUGGGUGAGUCUGGCAACUUUCUCCUUUCAUUCUGCUGAGGAGUGCAGGGGUGAGUGGGAAAAAGGGCUUUGGAUCCAGCCCGUGAGGUUUAUAUACUUAUGCAUUUCAUUCAUUCACUGGGAUUUUUAUAUUUCUGAAGGCUUCUGUAGUUGUU
Messenger RNA from Struthio camelus australis, 3165 nucleotides. NCBI's taxonomy places the organism in Eukaryota, Metazoa, Chordata, Aves, Struthioniformes, Struthionidae. The record is from RefSeq and is a predicted model, not a curated record.